AUGGCGAGCGAAACAGCUGCAGGAGCAGCAGCCACUUUAGCAGAGGCAGCAGCAGCAGCUGUAGCAGCAGCAGCAGCGGCAGCGACUGAGAAGCAGCUAGGAGUAACAGCAAUGCCUCCACGUUAUACAGACACUCCGCCUAGUGCAGCAUCUGAUAGAGGGCCUCUGCAGCGCAGCAGAAGGACACAGGAGGCCCUCGGCCCCACAGGGGGGCCCCCCCAGCCGCAGCAGAAACUGCAGCAGCUGCGGCAGCAGCAGCAGCAGCAGCAACGGCAACUGCUGCAGCUGCGGCGAAGCAGCGCAAGGCCCGUCAUUUAG
Molecule: messenger RNA, 318 nt
Organism: Eimeria tenella
Lineage: Eukaryota; Apicomplexa; Conoidasida; Eucoccidiorida; Eimeriidae
Exons: 2
Coding region: 1-318 (105 amino acids)
Source: RefSeq, a predicted model, not a curated record